CGCUGGUAGAAGCGACUAGCAAGAGAGGAAAAUGGAGGAGCUAACUCCACCGCCUUGUCCUAACACCGUCACCGUCCGGCGGAACCCUCACCGGAAAGCUAGAGCCACGCCGUCAACGCGUGUUCCUCUUCCAUCUCCUUUUUCUCCUCCGUCUUCUCUCUCAAAACCCCAUGACACACAAGAGAUCCUACAUACGGAUCCGCCAGUUUCUAAGAAUCUGAAGGUCUUCUUGAGAAUUCGACCCCUUACAUCGAUCAACAGGUCGGAAAAACGUAAGAACGGAGCUCUGCCAACCAAGACGGGGAUCAAGAACGCUUGGCCUAGGAAAGUUAUCAGCAAGGCCGAGCCGAAGGAAAUGACGAAGAAGAAGAACGAGAUUUGUAUUUCAGCGAACGAUUCCCACUCUGUGACACUCUCACCUCCAUCGGCUCUGCAAGAUGUCAGGCGAAGUAAGUCCGAAGUCUACGAAGGGUUCUCUUAUGUCUUUUGCGCGGACUCGACACAGGAUGAAGUUUUUGAGAAAAUGGUGAAUCCACUGGUUGAUGACUUUCUUAGGGGUAAGAGUGGAAUGUUGGCUGCCAUGGGGCCUAGUGGUUCAGGCAAGACACAUACAAUUUUUGGGUCUCCUAGAGAGCCUGGCAUGGUGCCUCUUGCUUUGCGUCGAAUCUUUUCAAUUGCUGAUGCUAAGAAAAGUCAAGUAUCGAGGAUGUUUUACCUAUCAAUGUUCGAGAUAUAUUCGGAGAGAGGAAAAGCGGAAAGAUUACUUGAUUUGUCCCAAGAUGGGGGUGAUUUGUCCAUGCAACAAUCGAUUAUCAAAGGCCUAAAAGAGGUUGUCAUUUGUGAUGUUCAGCAGGCAGAGUCUUUGAUAGCAUGUGGAAUGUUAAAACGAGCUACAGCUAUGACUAACUCAAACAGUCAGUCCAGCCGUUCGCAAUGCAUCAUCAAUAUACGUAGUGCUGCCAACAAGAGUGGCAAAGAAAUUGAUGUCCAACCCAAUUGUGUUGUCUUGACAAUUGUUGACCUUGCUGGAGCAGAAAGAGAAAAGAGAACAGGGAAUCAGGGGGCCAGAUUACUUGAGAGUAAUUUUAUCAACAACACAUCAAUGGUUUUUGGCCUGUGCUUACGAUCAUUGCUUGAGCACCAGAAGAACCCAAAGAAACCACUCCACAAACACUUCCAAAGCUCCUUGCUGACUCGGUAUUUACGAGAUUAUCUUGAAGGCAAACGACGAAUGGCUUUGAUUUUAACUGUAAAAUCAGGAGAGGAAGACUAUCUUGAUACAUCCUUUCUGCUAAGACAAGCGUCACCAUAUAUGAAAAUAAAGUUUGAUAAUGUUGAAGAAUCUGCCAAUUUUAUUUGCACUAAGAGGCAUAUUCAGACACAUGCCAGAACAGAGCAACUCAAAAGAAUUAAGUUCAGUAGUGUGGAAGCAUGUCCAAACAAUGGAGAGAAGGGUGCUGGAGAUGAAAAUCAACUUCUUAGAGAAGAAGGUCCUCCGUCCAAUAUCAAGAAGGUUGAACCUCAGAAUUGUUUGUUUCACCAUGCAAGAAAAAAGAAUUCGGAAGUAAAUGGUGGUAAAUGGCUUAAGGAAGACACUGGUGAAUGGGCAAAGAAAGAAAGAGAGAAUAAAAUCAUGCAGAAUUUUGCUAAAGCUUUGUGGAAUGUUCUGAAGCAAUAUAAGGAGAAAGUUAAGGUAGCUGAAAACCAAAUCCAGGGUCUCAGAGAAAGCCUUGCAAAUGAAAUUUCCGGCCGUUCUGCACUUGAAACUGAAGUGAAGGAACUAAAGGCCUAUAUCUUAAGUCAGAAAGCAGCUUCCUUAAAGAAAAUGGAAGAUUCCACUGCUGAUAUGACUUCGGAUGGAGAAGUAUCUCAGUGUACUUUUGUCAGCAAGUUAAAUGCAGGAGUUCCAUCUCUAUGCCUGGAUGAAUCAGAGUGCAUUGUCAGUAAAGAGAAAUUUGACAACACUGUGAACAAUUUUGGUGCAAAUACUGCUUCAUGCCUUGCUGUUGAAAAUUUUGAGCAGCAGCAGUGUCAGGACUUAGAAGGCCUUUCCAUAAAUCUCAACAAGAAGGAAGAUUCAAGGUAUUUGGAGAAUGUUGGAGAUGACACUCCUUUCAACAAUGAUGCAACAGAUUCUUGCCCUGCAAGUUCAGUAUUGAGCUCUCCUAAGUCACUUAUCAUUACUACAAUUGACAGUCGCUUAGUAGAGGGAGAUGAAUUGCAUACUGAAGAAGACAAGGAAAUAUUGCACCCGCCAACAGAAGGGAAGGAAGAUGCUGAAUUGGGCACCGGUUGCACUGUCGCCAUUGAACGAAAAAGCGACAUAAAUGACAGCUCCCUUUCCAAGCCUUUGAAUGUAGGGAAACCUAAAAGGAGGCUUCUGCCCGCCUCGUCUAUGUUACUAGAUGAUAUCGGCUGUAAGGACUUCAAUGAUGAGAAUGAGAAAGCAAAGGGUGGUAGAGGAGAGAAGGUCGCAGCUCCUGAUGAAAGAAACAGAACGCAUGGCAGCCUAUCUCUCCUUCAUUUGCUUAGGAGCAAAUCUUCAUCCAUAUCUCAGAAUCAGAAUCAGAAGCCUUCUUACAGAAGAUGUCAAUAAAUAGCUCCUCUACUAGUCAAACGCUUCUAUAGGCCCUGAUGAAAUUGGCUUUCUAUGUAAUUCUUCAUUGUGGAAACCUAGUACUCUUUCAGCCACCAGUCAAGCCAUGGGCCUGGGCCCAGGCUUGUGUAAAGAAAAGGUGUUGGGCCGGGCCCUUCACCAGAAGCCCAUUUUUGGAAACAUACAGGCAUAUAACAAAAGCAAUGGUGGAGUACGGCCUCAGGUGCCCUGCCCAGCAAACGUUGUUAAGCAAUGCCAAGGCAAUAAUCCUUGAAUUCAAAGCUGACUUUGGGAGCACAGACUUGGUUGUAGACUUUGUCAGCUUCAACUUUUACGGGCUUAUUCUUGUCAUUUGGCCGACGUUAAAAUCAUCAUUCACUUUCUCUUUUAUCAUUUGUCCUUUGACUGCCAUUUGAACUUUUAACAAUAUAUUUUCCGUUGUUAGGUUAGUAUGGUGUUAAAUUGUUUUGG
This is a messenger RNA of Diospyros lotus (date-plum), 3067 nucleotides long. RefSeq names its product kinesin-like protein KIN-6. The record is from RefSeq and is a predicted model, not a curated record. NCBI's taxonomy places the organism in Eukaryota, Viridiplantae, Streptophyta, Magnoliopsida, Ericales, Ebenaceae. Bases 32 to 2596 code for a protein of 854 amino acids. Gene Ontology annotation, cellular component: kinesin complex; microtubule. The transcript has 20 exons. Gene Ontology annotation, biological process: microtubule-based movement. Gene Ontology annotation, molecular function: microtubule binding; microtubule motor activity; ATP hydrolysis activity.